AUGGCACUGAAAGCUGUGUUGAGAGCUUUUCUGGUUGUUGGCAUUUGCCCCUUGCUCUGGUGGACGUUCCGACCUCUUCCUAGCUCUGAUACAGAAUUUACAGAGUCGCUACAGUCGAUAAACCCUCUAAGCCCAGCCUCCGAUCAUGGCCAGAAGGCUUCAGAGCUCUACGCCUCCAGGGCUGCUCAUGAUCUCUGUUCCGUCCACGGCUACUCAGCUUUUGUGCCCACGAGCCCCCCCAGCGAGCGCAAAGUCUACGAUAUGCUCAUGAUAAACGACGAACUGGAUUUUCUCGAAAUACGCCUCGAUGUAUUAUACGACUACGUCGACUACUUUAUCAUCGUCGAGUCAGCGAAAACAUUCCAAGCCAAUUCGAAACCCCUUAUCCUCAAAGAGAACUGGGACAGAUUCCGUCGCUAUCACGACAAAAUUAUCUAUCACGAACUAACUUUCCCAUCAACCUUCGACCCGCAUCGUGCCUGGGACUACGAAGACCUACAGCGAGAUGCCCCCUUCGACCAAGUCAUGCUCAGUCUCGACGAACCAAGAGCAUCCAACAAAAGAGACGUUCUCAUCGUAGCCGACGUCGAUGAAAUACCCCGACCACAAACCCUCCUCCUCCUCCGAUACUGCAAUUUCCCCCGCCGCCUGACACUCUCCUCCAAAUUCUACUACUACUCAUUCCAAUUUCUCCACACCGGUCCAGAGUGGCAGCACCCUCAAGCAACCUUAUACCAAGGACACCGAACCCUCAAGCCCACCAAUCUUCGCAAUGGAGAUGGACGUUUCCGUCCAUUUCGCUUCCUCGAGAGGGGCGUGCUGAGUAAUUCCGGUUGGCAUUGCAGUAGCUGUUUCCCGACGAUAGACCAGUUUCUCAACAAGAUGGCGAGCUUUUCUCAUCGAUGGAUGAAUCGUGAAGAGUACAGAGACAAAGAUAAGAUCGCAGCUGCUGUGAGAGAAGGCAAGGAUCUCUGGGGUAGGGAACAGGAUCAGUUUAUAAGGAUUGAGAAUAAUCAGGACAUGCCUCCACUGGUGCUAAAGAAGCCAAAUCGGUUCGGUUACAUGAUUAGUCGGGAUGGGCCGUCAGCAGGCUUUGUAGACUACAAUGGAAAAUAA
Fusarium subglutinans is the source of this 1116-nucleotide messenger RNA. RefSeq names its product beta-1 4-mannosyl-glyco 4-beta-n-acetylglucosaminyltransferase. Gene Ontology annotation, biological process: N-acetylglucosamine metabolic process; protein N-linked glycosylation. NCBI's taxonomy places the organism in Eukaryota, Fungi, Ascomycota, Sordariomycetes, Hypocreales, Nectriaceae. Gene Ontology annotation, molecular function: beta-1,4-mannosylglycoprotein 4-beta-N-acetylglucosaminyltransferase activity. The record is from RefSeq and is a predicted model, not a curated record. Gene Ontology annotation, cellular component: membrane. Bases 1 to 1116 code for a protein of 371 amino acids. The transcript has a single exon.